AAAUAAAAUGUAAUAAAACUUACAUAAAUUGUGCGAAUGUGUUUCUAAAUUUCUGUGUAUGUGUCAAUAGAAGUAAACGUAACGUUUUGGUUAAUUUAAAACGACUCCAAAGUACCAAAACUAUGUCGGAAGAUACAGCGAUUGUGACCUUUAAAGUGAAUUUGACCGGUACACGCAUUGCGCCCUACGAAGUAGUCGGCGUGAUGGGCAAUCAGGAGGCGCUCGGCGAAUGGAAUGUGCAAUUGGCGCCACGUUUAAAACGCUCCGCAGACGACUAUAGCGAGUGGACGGCGGUAGUUGAGCUUUCGCUGGAGAAACUCUUACGCUAUCGUUAUUUUAUCGCCGCGGUAGACAAAGCCACACAGAUUGUGCAAGCACGUCGUUGGGAGAUACAAGAGCGUGCGCGCGAAAUCAAACUCGAGUGUAAGGAAGUGGAAUGCGUCGAUCGCUUCGGUUGCAUUUGUCUAAAUAAACUGAAAGUGCGCAAAGCUUGGCUUAACACCGGACAUGUAGUGCUGUUCAAGUUGUUCUUCAAUGCAUUGGAGUUUAAAGAGAACUUACCCAUAGUGCCGGAAGAAGAGAUCAGACUCAAGCUUGAGCCUGUUAAUCCGGAGUUAAUGCUACCCAUAUUGCCAUCGGCGCGCGCAUAUGCGCAAUAUUCGAGUAUGAUUUAUGGUGGCAGUCAAAUGAAAGAGCAGCCCGAUUUGGGUGUGGUUUAUAAUAAUAAUACAUUGAUGUUUCAAGUGAUGAUGGUGGACAAAGCGAUGGUCGGUUAUUUGCUGAAGUUGAAUUUGUCCAACGAAUCGACGGGUUGCGUACAGCUCUUGGGUCAAAUGUAUAUACCACCCGAGGCUUUAGACACCAGCGAGGGUCUGUUGACUGUCAGUUUUGCUAGUAUCACUAAUGGCAUGGAAGUGGCACGUUUGAAAUUGAAAUAUUUAGUUAUCAACGCCAUGUCGGAUUGGCAGGUGAAGUUGAAUACAACCUUCCUGCAGUAUUGGCCGCGUCGCUGGAAGGGUCUUGACAUCGGACACCGUGGUAUCGGACGCAGUUUCAUUGCCGACAAUCCAGCGCCCAUAUUGGAGAACACGCUGCACUCAAUGCAGGAGGCUUACAAGGCUGGCGCUGAUAUGGUCGAGUUCGAUGUGAUGCUGACUAGAGAUUUGGUGCCCAUCAUCUAUCACGACUUCGAGUUGAUUGUUUGUUUGACCGCUGAUAGCAAACCGCUUACCAAGACGGAUCUUUGCACGAAAUCUGUCAAAGAUUUCACCUACGAAGAGCUGCAGCAUUUGGUCACUUAUCGCAUUAUUAACGAGCGCAUUGUAGAAUAUCCUUCGCCGUGCAGUGUUAGCAAUCCCGCAGAGCGUUUGUUUCCAACUUUGUCCGAGUUUUUCACCACCACAAAUCGUUUUCUCGGCUGCAAUAUGGAAGUGAAGUGGCCGCAAGCUUAUUAUGCCGGCGGCAUUGAGAGCAUACAGACUAUCGAUAAAAAUCAGUAUGUGGACGCCAUAUUGAGCGUGGUAAAGGACGUCAGUUGGGGUCGCUUGUGCUGCUUUAGUUCCUUCGAUGCGGAUAUUUGCAUCAUGUUGCGUUUCAAACAGAAUAUUUAUCCCGUCUUCUUUACGGUUUCGCAUAAUGUGCCGGAAUUUUUGGAUCCGCGCACGCACUGUCUACAUCCGGCGGUUAAUACCGCGCAGGCGUUCGACUUGAAUGGCAUUGCGCCGGCUGCGAGCAUCCUUGAAAACCAUCCGGACGCUGUGACGCUGGCCAAUCGACAGAAGAAGUGGGUUAUGCUGUGGGGUGACAAGCUGUGCGAUCGCCCCGCCAUCGAAUGGUACAAGAAGCAGGGUGUGCAUGGUUUGAUCUACGAUCAUAUAGAGUCGCUCAUGCCCGUCGAUAAGCAAAAUGUGUUCGAAAAGGAUGAACGUUUGCAGAAACUCUUCAAAUUACAGCUGAGCUGCGGUUGUCGUUGAAAAUUUGUGUAUUCUU
This is a messenger RNA of Bactrocera tryoni, 1989 nucleotides long. Its product is annotated as putative glycerophosphocholine phosphodiesterase GPCPD1 homolog 2. The transcript has a single exon. Gene Ontology annotation, biological process: glycerophospholipid catabolic process. Gene Ontology annotation, molecular function: glycerophosphocholine phosphodiesterase activity; starch binding. NCBI's taxonomy places the organism in Eukaryota, Metazoa, Arthropoda, Insecta, Diptera, Tephritidae. The coding region runs from base 123 to 1973 and encodes 616 amino acids. The record is from RefSeq and is a predicted model, not a curated record.